Messenger RNA from Brienomyrus brachyistius, 4627 nucleotides. RefSeq lists its product as uncharacterized. The coding region runs from base 763 to 1860 and encodes 365 amino acids. Gene Ontology annotation, biological process: protein phosphorylation; actin cytoskeleton organization. The transcript has 11 exons. The record is from RefSeq and is a predicted model, not a curated record. Gene Ontology annotation, cellular component: nucleus; cytoplasm. Gene Ontology annotation, molecular function: protein serine/threonine kinase activity; ATP binding. NCBI's taxonomy places the organism in Eukaryota, Metazoa, Chordata, Actinopteri, Osteoglossiformes, Mormyridae.
CCCUCCCCGACACCUACGUCGGUGAGUCGCUACUUCUGUGCUACGGUCUGUGCUGGAGCGCAAACGUCCCUCCGCUUGCAUUGGAUGACAUAAGGAAUUUUAAACAAUGUUAGAUAUUAGAAAUUAGUCAUUUUCUGUGACGGGGUACUUCAUCCAGGUCAUUCUCAGUGUCCAAGCUGCUACAGGUGGUGUCGCUUAAGAAAAUGCACCGGCGAUCAAGAAAUCAAAACAGGGGAUUUGACUGACAGGCCCGGCUGAACCUUAACCGUGGCCAUCUCACAUUGCGUACGGCUGAUCGCUGUAGACGGGAGGCGACGUCUGUGUCGCAACAACAUCCGAUGUUCACAUAUAUCAGUAGUGCGUAGCAGCUGCAUGCGUUCAUGCACAGCGAUCUCUGAUCGUGUCAGACCCCCAAGACAGCUGAUCAUCAAACCGCUUGGAGUCUGCUCCCGUCCUCCUUCUCCACCCCUUGCACCACCCCACCUCACCGAGACUAAAGCUGACAGCUCAGAGACGAGUGCAUUUCUAACCAGGACAGGGAGACGCGGUCCGGCUUGCCUCGGUUCCGCUGCGAUGGGCUGUCAGGCACGAUCUCUGCGAAAUUUCAGCUACGGUCGUUUGUCAACUUUGCUUCUCUGUCAAGGAACUGCUCCUGUUUUCAGCUGAAUAAGCUGGAGGGCGGAAAAGCCUUUGCCCUGCAUCGCUUCUUACAUACGGCAGUAACAUCCAUCCCUUCACUGUGCGUUUCUGCUCACCUUCAAGAUGCACAUGAAUAGCUUGUUAAAUCAACUGAACUCCAGGGUAGGCUCCGGCACCCCAGCAACCCUGAACAGGACAAGCAGUUACAGAAAAUGGAUGGAUGGACUCCAGAAUUUACAGUGCUCUUCACAAGUCUUAGUUGAGAUUCCCGCUAUGUGUGAGGUGGACGUGACCCCAGAGCCCACCAGCCCCACGCUCCAAGCUGAGUCCUCCGAUUGCUACGACCACGCGGACCGCUGGCAGCGGCUUCGUGCCACUGUGAGGCGCCUGGAGUUCUGGGAAGGCUUCAGCGCUGAGCUGGUGGGCACCGGCUUCUUCUCGAAGGUCUACAAGGUUGUGCACAACUCAUCACGGAAGGUGAUGGUGGUGAAAAUCUACAGGAACGACGUGGACCAGGACAGCAUCGUGCGUGAGAUCACCCUCCUGCAAAAGCUCUCCCAUCCCAACAUUGUGAGGUAUCUUGGAAUUUGCGUGAAGGAAGACAAGCUGUACCCGAUCCUAGAGUACGUGAAUGGUGGAUCCCUGGAGGAGCUCCUGGCUCGGAAGGAUGUACCUCUCAGCUGGAGGGAGAAGGUGGAGCUGGCCUGUGAUAUAGCCAGGGGAAUGAGCUACCUGCACUACAAGAACAUCUACCACAGAGACCUCAACUCCAAGAACUGCCUGAUCAGAGUGACUACACGGGGCAGAGAGGCCCUGGUGACGGACUUCGGCUUGGCCCGGGAAGUGGCGGAGCUGCCAUCUAAGGACCCGGGCAGGAAGCUAUCUCUGGUGGGCUCCGCUUUCUGGAUGGCCCCGGAAAUGCUGAGAGGCGAGCUUUACGAUCGCAAGGUGGACGUUUUCUCCUUUGGCAUCAUGCUGUGUGAGAUUCUGGGCAGAAUCCCAGCAGACCCAGAAGUCCUUCCAAGAACACAGGAUUACGGCCUGGACGUGACCGCAUUCCGGGGGAUGGUCCAGGACUGUCCGCAGUGCCUGCUGCAUCUGGCCGCCUGGUGCUGCCUAAUGGAGGCCUUCCAGAGACCUUCCUUCACGGAGCUACUGGAGAAGCUGGAAGACACUGCGGAGGACCUUGGGCCUCCCGACUCCGAGCUGACGAGCGGGUGAAGGGGGAGUCGGGAGGAGGUGUGCAGACCUGGACCUCACCAAGUCUGUGCUCUCCACGGGGGAGCAUAUUUCGGGCUUUGUGGGCUGCCGGAAUGUUCUUAGACACCGGUGGGUCACAAGGAUCUUCUAAAGAUUGGACAGGUGUGUUUUCCUGUGACUUCAGGGACAUGUGUCUCAAGUGGGAAAAUGAAGACCACAGGCUGGAAGCCGGCAAGCCUGAGACUCUCCUUCCUGUGUGCGUUGGAGCAGUCGAACUCCUUUUAAAAUGAGCUGAACUGCUGACCGCUCAGGAGCGCGAGGGCGACCUUCUGUAACAGGCAUUCAAACCCAGAACCCAAAAACUGAGCUUAUUUUUGGUGUAAAGGUUUUGACUCCAGAUAAUACAGGAAAUUCUCAUUUUGCAACCUUUCAUCACUUCCUGUUUUUUAAAUACAGACACGGUGGUCCGUCACCACCGCUGCCAUGCGCCCAGCAGUCUGAGCUGUGCCCUCCCAUUAUAGGGUAAUUACCUCCAUAAUAUAAAAUAAUAACCCCAUAGUGACCUAAAAACCUAAUGGAACAGGAGGAAGCAGAGAUAUGGUGACCAAUGUGCCUGUACGCUCCUAAAAGGCAGUGGCAUUGUUGACUAUUAUUAAUUAAUUGGUGAAAUGUCUUUACCUAUAUACAGAAUGAUUUUUCAUUAUGAGAAUUUUAUAAAAUAGUCAACCUCAAAUGCGGGUAAAAAAACAAAACAUUCUUAAAGGGUUUAUAGUGUCAGUUUAAACUGGCUGUGAUCGUAAAUGGUUGACGGUUUCCAUCCACUUUUUAGGUGGUUUUUUUUCAAGCCAUGUCUUAGUGUGGACUCCCGGGAUUUUGCACCAGGAAAUACAGUCUCCUACACCACUUUGUAGCCACCUGACGUAGCGUGACAGGAGACGCAUGCUUUCCGGUCAGACGGGUGGAGGAGAAACCUGCCCCCCCCCCCCUGCAGUGUGGGACAUCCUUCGCAUGUCUACGUCAGUCCACAUAUCUGUGAAAGUUUAGCUAUUUAUGCUUUGAUUCGCUUAGCGGAGAGAGAUGAGGAAAUAACACAGUGUUCAGGCGGUGAGGUGAUCUUUAUCGGCUUUUUCAAUCUGAAAUUAAAUCUUGAACUCCUGUCUUUCUGUACCUUCCUGGUUCUGCAUACCACAGUUAUUUUUUCCUCAUACUGAUAAAAAAUAUUUCUGCUUUUGGAAGGUGCCACCUGCAUAUCUUGAGUGUACUCCUCUCUCCUUCUGCCUGCUAUCAGAGGUGUUGUGACAUUUACUACGUUUAUAUCCAAACUAAGCUGGGAAGACCCUAAACAUAAAAUAUUAGUUUUCAAAUGCAAAACUGAAUUGACUUAUUUCGCUUUUGGCUUCUGAUUUUAUAUUUGUUCUGCAAAGAGGUCAUGGCUGUUUUUACAGUGUGAUUGAGUGUGUGUGGAGCGAGGUUCUCAGCUGACAGACGUGCCCCCACCUGUCGGCAGCCCUUAAUCACAACCAAUUGUUUGCAGCCGCGCCUGGUGGAGUUGUAGCUGCGUCGGCGGCCUUUUCGGAGCAGCCUUUCUUGCAUCUUGCAUUCUUGCCUGUGUAGCUGCUACAAGGUCAGGAACUGCGAGAAAUUUACUAGGAUCAGUCCCUUUUGGAGUAGGGGCCGUUGCAAGUGGGAGGCUACACAUAUCCCCCAUCACAAAAUUUCACUUUGACACAACGAAAAAGGAGAAAGCGUGAGAUGGUAAUUUAUCUCCUAAGCAACACUGCAUCCUCGUAAGAAUGGGGGAAGGGACCCCCGCAAGUAACCACGGGUGACGCCUCGGGCAGAAGUAUUGGCUAAUUACAGUAAUAACCAUAAUAACAGUAAUACUAAUAACUGCCACAUUGUACAGCACAUUUCAUGCUAAGAUCUAUGGCCUAAGGGACAAAAAGACCCCUGAGUUUUACUGCACUAGUCUGCUGUUCUGUGCAUCUGGUUAAUAUUGGUAAGAGUCUUGAUAACCCUCAUUUUAGGUCUAUGCCUUUCCAACCUUAAGACAAAACAUUUGGUGCAUUCUUCUGUGCUCAUUAUAGUCAUUCUUCAAUCUUAUUGUAAGUGGGAAUCUUUUUUUUGUUAUUUUAACAAAGCUACCUGAUUGGCGGCUCUUGUUGUGCAGCUAACCAGAGGGGGCGCCAAAGUACACUGACAAAUUGGUGUCCAGGGGCCAAAUAGAUUCUUAGGUGUUUUGCUGGGGGGUGUGGAAAUCCGGGUGAAGGGGGAUAUUUGUUCCUGGUCAAGUUUAUUCUGUGACCUGAGCUCCAAACAUUCAUGGCAAUGCAUAACUCCUUCAUGAGUAGAUUAUGUAACACUCUAUUAUAAUGAUUUGUAUUUUUAAAGCACUUUUCAUUAUACAGACUCUGGGGUUAGAGAGGUGCAAAUGUUGGGCACAUGAAAAUAAAUAUUUGUUUCCCCCUUAUUGUCUUUUAAGAACAGGGGAAAUGGAGUCUGCAAAUAAAACAUAUGGACAGAAGAGGACUUUGGAACUGGCUCUAUAAAUGGGAGGUUUUGGUUUCACCUUCAAGCGCUGGUGUAGGGACUUUCAAAGGUCUGAAAAGGCUGGAGACACAGGGAUUGGCAGUUCUGUCUCCUUAGGGGGUACUAACUUUGUACUUUGUGUCAUUUGUGGAUCAGGGAGUGCUGAAAGUGCAACACAUUCUACAGGAACAUUAAAACAUCCCCUUAACAGAAAAUUACAUAAAAAAAAAAAUAACAAAGGUCACUUUGUUCGCCAACA